Messenger RNA from Betta splendens (Siamese fighting fish), 2345 nucleotides. RefSeq lists its product as uncharacterized. The record is from RefSeq and is a predicted model, not a curated record. NCBI's taxonomy places the organism in Eukaryota, Metazoa, Chordata, Actinopteri, Anabantiformes, Osphronemidae. The transcript is spliced from 18 exons. The coding region runs from base 333 to 2204 and encodes 623 amino acids.
AGGGCUCCUCUCAGCUGACUGGAGUUCAUGUCAGAGGUCAAUGAGGCUCCCGUGUGAGAUUGGCCCCGUGAACUCGUGUGUCACAGCCAGCGCUCAGACAAAUGAGCUGGUUAAUGAAAUGAGGAGGGGGCAGGAUGUGACCGUGAGCCGCGUUUAACGCUUGGCUGGAUGUGGAUCGGGACCAGUGUCGAUCAGUGCUUACAUGGGAAACACACACAUCUGUACUGAAACACUUUACAAUGUGACAUGAAUUCAAACUUGUUUUUUUCUGUGACUUUAUUCCAUCCGUUGUGUCAGUUCGCGUGUAAUGCGAGUCCUCGUACUACGCAUGCAUGCUGCCCUUUGCUCACUCUUUAUGUCGCUGCCGUUAUAAAUCUGAGCCGCGCAAGUGUCUGUUUCCAGGUGGCAACAUGGAGCCUGGGAAAUUAAUCCAGGCCCGCGUAACUCUGUUGAUCCUUCUAACAGGCAGCUACGGAAUCAUUCAUUCAGUCCAUGCAGGGCCCACGCUGACGACUGACCAUGCGCUGUUAACCUUCCACAAUCAGCUGACAGAAGAAGUGGAGGUCUUUUAUAUGUCAGAUUACUGCUACAAGUGUGUGUUCCAGCGUUUGGCCUCUGUCAGGCCCAACAACGGCAACACGUCCGUUGUCAUCGGCACCAAAUUCACUCUGACCGUGCAGGUGGAAUCACAAACCAGCAACGCGACCCUCUGCAGGUGGAGACAAACCUAUGGAGAAGGUGGCCAUUACUCUGUUUGGAUCCAGAUGCCGGACGCAGACAGUAACGUCAGCUGCACCCAUGAUGUGGAUAAGACACCAAACAACCCAUACCUGCCUGUUCUGGUGGCGGCGCUGCUGCUGGCCACGAUCGCGCUCCUGUUUGUCAUGGCGCCGUACGUCUACAGGAGGCCGUGCACUUCAAAGUGUGUUAGGAUCAUAUGCUGCCGAGCCCCACAGAGCUCAGUGGAUAAUGAUGGAGCACGUGACUUCGAGGCCGAGGACGUCGCUGGUAAAGCUAAAGCGCGUCUGCGCUCGCUGGACGCUUUCAGAGGGUUCGCCCUGACAGUGAUGGUGUUCGUGAACGGCGGUGGAGGAGGCUACUGGUUCUUUGAGCACGCACCGUGGAACGGUCUGACUGUGGCAGACGUCGUCAUGCCGUGGUUUGUGUUCAUCAUCGGGACGUCCGUGGUCCUGGCUUUCACAUCGAUGCAGAAGAGAGGAGUCGGCCGCCUGCAGCUGCUGAGGAAAAUCACCUGGCGCACAGUGGCGCUCAUGGUGAUCGGCUUCUGCUUCGUCAACCACGGCGGCAGACUACUGUCGUGGUCCUGGCUGCGCUUCCCUGGAGUCCUGCAGCGUCUGGGCUUCACCUACUUUGCUCUGUCUCUUCUGCAGACUUUCUGGGGCCAGAAAGAGAUCCCACUGAGAUCGUAUCACUGGUGGAACCCCAUCCAGGAUGUGCUCCUUUACUGGCCACAGUGGCUCAUCAUCUUCCUGCUGGAGACCCUGUGGCUGUGCAUCACCUUCCUCAUGCCCGUGCCCGGCUGCCCCACAGGGUAUUUGGGACCUGGUGGUAUCGGUGAUAAUGGACUUUACCCAGACUGCACUGGGGGCGCAGCAGGGUACAUUGAUAGAUGGAUGUUUGGCGACAACAUGUACAGAUUCCCCACCUGCAGACCAAUGUAUCUCACCACACAGCCCUUUGACCCUGAGGGGAUUCUAGGCACGAUCAACUCCAUAGUAAUGGGAUUUCUGGGCAUGCAGGCUGGCAAGAUCAUCAUUUACUACAAGGGGAUAAACUUCCACAUCCUCUGCAGGUUCCUUGCGUGGGCCAUCAUCCUGGGAAUCUCUGCAGCCAUCCUUUCUAAGUGCACGCGAGACGAGGGAUUUAUACCUGUCAAUAAAAACCUUUGGUCUUUGUCCUUUGUGCUGUGUAUGGGCUGCUUUUCCUUCCUGCUGCUCGGCGUCUUCUACUUCGUCACGGACGUCAAAGGCUGGUGGGGUGGACAGCCCUUCAUCUAUCCAGGGAUGAACUCCAUCUUCGUGUACGUCGGCCACUCCCUCCUGGGUUUGUACUUCCCCUUCAGCUGGGAGAUGCGCCUCCAGGACAGUCACUGGGAGUGGCUCUUCCAGAACCUGUGGGCGACCGCGCUGUGGGUGCUCAUCGCCUACUUCCUCUACAGGAAGAAGUUCUUCCUCAAAAUAUAGAACAGAACCAUCAUGGGACCGUUUUCUGUGGAUGAGGAUUUUUUGAAAGCCAGAUUAAAUAAAUUAAGAUUAUCUUUCCACAAAAUGCAUCUGUAGUAUAAUUUGCAGACGUUGCAUGGUACGUGUCAUGGAAAUAAACAG